AGAGCGCCGGCCGGGCCGCCCUGGGUGCAGGGAGCGGGGGCCGCGCCGCCUGGAGACCUCGCCGCCCUCCUCCGCGCCCCCAGCCCGCCCGGCGCACUGCGAGCCGGCUGCGUGGAGAAGCGAAUUCUCCUCCGUCCACGAGUGUUAUUGCAUUUCUUUAUUAUCCCUCCCUCCUCCCUCCUCCUCCUCCUCAUCAUCAUCCCCGGCCGCCCCCUCCCCUACGCCUGCCUCGCCUCUGGUUGCAUGGCAGCGCUGCCCGGGCGCGGGGGCUCACGGCCGGCCCCCCGGGAAGGAGGAGGAGGAGGUGGAGGAUCAUGAAGCCGGGAGUCGCGGCCGCCGCGCCGGACGACGGCGAACAGCAGCCAGAGGACGAGCCCGAGCAGCCCCCGCCCCGGAGACACCCGGACGCGCCGACGAGGAGUCGCUGCUGCCGCCGCCACCGCCGCCGUCGCCUCCACUUCAGCUUCGGGGGCCGCGGGCAGACCCCCGGCCAGAGGAGAAGGGCAGCGUCGGUCCAGAGCAGGGAGCCGAGGACAAGGCGAGGCCAGCCACCCGCCCGGACCGGCCCUUCCCGCGACCCUCGGAGCCCCUAGCCCGAAGAGACCUUUGAUGGAGCCACGGGGAGGGGACCGCGGAUUUACAGACUGCAGCAGGGGUGGUCUGGGGGCUGAGACCAUGUAACUACUCCUUCCUUCCGUCCCCUCCCACGCCCCUCUUCUCUGCCCCUUUUCUCUGCUCCGCUGCCUUCAGCCACCCUCCCCGACCCCCGCACCCUUCCUUUGACCAGGAUCUUAAUGCUCAGGAAAGAGGCGAUUCUGCAAGGGUUAAAGGAUCUUUUCUCUCCCCUCCCCUCACUUUCUUUUCUCCUCCCCAAUCCCUUAUUUUUCCACCUCACUUCUCCUAAUUGGCUUCUUCCCCUCACUUCCUUGUGGCUCUUUGGCUGCAGAGGCAAAGCACAAGACCCUUGCCCGGUUUCACCUGCAGUCCCUGCCCCCACCCUCAGCUCUCUUCAAAACCACGGUGCUGCUGGGGGGUUCAUUGCCCCAGUUUUUCCUGCCCAGGAGAAUCGAAACUUCUCCCAGACUUCUCCUCCCCAGCUGCCUCCCACCUCCAUCCCCAGUCUCCUUUGAUCCGAGGAAAACUACCUUCUCCCGCUUGCACAAGCAACCUCAGUUCUUGACUGAGCUAGUUGGCCGAAACCCAGCUCCAUCUCCUCCAAAUUUAAUUUCUAAUGUUCUCCACCUUUCCCCCACCCCUUUCACUAUCUAAGAGAUUUCCCACGGCUGAGGGACUGGAGAAAACUCAAUAACCCUCUCCUGGGGAACUUUCUAACAAUUAGAUUUUUAUCUGAAGGCCCCAGAAGAGCCCAUCCUCAACUUUUUUUUUUUUAUCAUUUGUCUCCCUCUGCCCCUGAACGGGACCCAUAGCUAAAAGGCAGAAAGUAGACACCCUGUGUGAAGUCUGAAGCUGAGGUAGGGGUGCAGGGAGACAAGAAAACAUUUUGGUGGGGGUCAGCUUACCAGGUAAACUUCAGAAUCAGUGACUCAGUUCUCGGUCCCGGGGUCAUCUGUUGGCUACUUGGAAGGCCAUAAGAAGAAGCCAGUGAGAAAGCAAACUCCCUCCCCCACACCUCCCAUUUGGAUUUGCCGUGGACCUCCCCAGCCGUCCUAUCUUCCUCAGCGAAGACUCCAGCUGCCCCUCCCGGGCUCUCUGCUUCGACUGGGCACAUGCUGAUGCCCCUGAGUGGGCUGCUCUGGUGGUGCUGCUGCUGUGCCUGGUGCUGCUGUGGACUGCGUGCCCCAGCUCCCCAGAUGUUGCGCCACCAAGGUCUCCUCAAGUGCCGCUGCCGCAUGCUCUUCAAUGACCUGAAGGUUUUCCUAUUGCGGCGCCCCCCUCCUCCAGCGCCCCUGCCCAUGCACGGCGACCCCCAGCCCCCCGGUUUGGCGGCCAACAACAACACCCUUCCGGCUCUGGGCGCCGGGGGGUGGGCAGGCUGGAGGGGUCCUCGAGAAGGAACAGGCAGAGAGACCCCUCCUCUGCCCCCUCCAUCACUUCUGCCACCUUCUUCUCUGGAAGAUGACUGGGGUGGCCCAGCCACAGAGCCACCUGCCUUGCUGCUCAGCAGUGCCUCCUCAGAUGACUUCUGUAAGGGGAAGGCUGAGGAUCGCUACUCACUGGGCAGCAGCCUGGACAGUGGCAUGAGGACCCCGCUCUGCCGCAUCUGCUUCCAGGGGCCAGAACAGGGGGAGCUGCUGAGCCCGUGCCGGUGUGACGGCUCAGUCAAGUGCACGCACCAGCCCUGCCUCAUCAAGUGGAUCAGCGAGAGGGGCUGCUGGAGCUGCGAACUCUGCUACUACAAGUACCACGUCAUCGCCAUAAGCACAAAGAAUCCUCUGCAGUGGCAGGCCAUCUCUCUGACAGUCAUUGAGAAAGUACAGAUUGCCGCUGCCAUUUUGGGUUCCCUCUUCCUCAUCGCCAGUAUCUCGUGGCUCAUCUGGUCAACCUUCAGUCCCUCCGCAAAGUGGCAGCGCCAAGACCUCCUGUUCCAGAUCUGCUACGGGAUGUAUGGAUUCAUGGACGUGGUGUGCAUAGGGCUCAUCAUCCACGAGGGCCCCUCCGUGUACCGCAUCUUUAAGCGGUGGCAGGCUGUCAACCAGCAGUGGAAAGUGUUGAACUAUGACAAGACAAAAGACUUGGAGGAACAGAAGGCGGGAGGCAGGACCAACCCCCGGACCUCCUCUUCCACCCAGGCCAAUGGCCCCUCCUCUGAAGAGGAGGCCACGGGCACCCCUGCUCCCCCUGAGGACGGUCCUGCCCGGGCUGCCAGCCACCCCGCAGGCCCUCUGCCCGAUCACCACUGUGCUUACACCAUCCUGCACAUCUUGAGCCACCUCAGACCUCACGAGCAGCGGAAUCCGCAGGGCGGCAGCCGGGAGCUCGUCAUGAGGGUCACGACUGUGUGAGAGAGAGACCCCCCACCAGGAAUCCCAUGACUACAAGACGGGGAGCUGGUUCAGGCCGGCCCCGAGCUCCAGACAUGCCUGCUUGGGGAACAGGAGUGUGUGUGUGUGUGUGUGUGUGUGUGUGUGUGAGAUGGGGGGGCAAGGCGGCACUUGGGG
Messenger RNA from Sorex araneus (European shrew), 3119 nucleotides. It is a transcript of the gene MARCHF4, whose product is annotated as membrane associated ring-CH-type finger 4. The record is from RefSeq and is a predicted model, not a curated record. NCBI's taxonomy places the organism in Eukaryota, Metazoa, Chordata, Mammalia, Eulipotyphla, Soricidae. The transcript is spliced from 4 exons. Bases 1728 to 2963 code for a protein of 411 amino acids. Gene Ontology annotation, biological process: protein ubiquitination. Gene Ontology annotation, molecular function: zinc ion binding; ubiquitin-protein transferase activity.